Molecule: messenger RNA, 2940 nt
Organism: Effrenium voratum
Lineage: Eukaryota; Dinophyceae; Suessiales; Symbiodiniaceae
Source: the annotation of a GenBank genome assembly
AUGAAGGCUGCGGCCAGAGCGCUCCGUCUUCCGACGCCAUGGCCGCGGGGGCGCCGCUGCGCGGCCAGCGCUGCGGUGCAUUUCAUCACCAACGAGUCGCAGGUAGAAGUAGCGGGGGUUGACUCGAUGGCCACUCGGCGCUGGCGCGCGGCCUCACAGGCGCGGAAGGCCUGUGCCGAACUGCUGCCAGGAAAUUGGGACGAUGGCACGGAGGAGGACGAGGCCUCCGCCGUGACGUCUCUGGGCCGCGCGGUGGCCUUCGACUGCGAGGGAAUUCGCCUGGGCCGCUUCGGACGGGUGUGCCUCAUGCAGAUCCGGGACCGCAGCAGGCUUCUCAUCUGCGACGCCUUGCGCCCGGGGGUGGUGGCGGCCUUCGCUCCGCUGCUCUCGAGCCGCCGCGUGGCCAAAGUGGUGCACGACUGCCGGGAGGACAGCGCGGCUUUGUUCCACCAGCACCAAAUCCGGCUGCGGGCCGUCUUCGACACCCAGGCGGCCUUCAGCGCCCUCGAGCGCCGCAAAGGCCGGACGGUGUACCAGGCGUCGGGAAGUGAGCUGCUGCAGAGGUUCUUGGGGCUGGAGGACACCGCCACUGCGGAGCUGAAAAAGCGGAUGUUCGGGGACCCCCAGGUUUGGGCGCGCCGGCCUUUGUCGAAGGAGCUGCUGCAUUAUGCCAUCCACUCAGUGGAGCAUCUGCUGGAGCUGCGGGAGAAAAUGUUGGAGCAUGGAUAUGAGAAGGACAUCGUCCAAGGCUCCAGGCGGGCCAUGGACUAUUGCCUGUUGAACCAGGACUUCCCCACGGCACAGAGCAUGGCCAAGAUCGGCACACGGCUGUGGGCCCUGGUGGCCACGCGCACCAACGAGAAGCUCCUCUUGAAGCUGAACGCCGGGCGUGUGGGCAUGGUGAGCACUCCCUCCGCGCUCAGCCGCUUCCAGGACGUGGAGCCGGGUGAUCUGGUGCUGUGCUGCGUCAGCGGUGUGAGCAUCGACGGGCGGCAUCUGUACUUGGACCGCUACGACUAUGACUGGGACUUCUUCGACCAUCAGCUGAGGCCUACGGGGACUCCGGAGGUCGGGGCCUAUGGCCGUGAGCUCCGGCACAGCACCUCGAUGUUUGCGCCGAAGAUCGAUCCUCUUGUUGUGCGAGGUCUGCCAGGGGUAGAGGCUGAUGCAGACCCCUGGGAUGCUAGCGGAGAGGACCUGGGGCACAACGAGGCGCUUUCGAUCCGUUUGAUUCGUGUCGUGUCAGGACUGAGACAGGUGGAUGACCUCGAGCGUGGCAAAGUUCCACGAGAGAUUUGCGAGUUUCAGCGCCGAAAGCGCCGCAAGCACGUGGAGGCCCUGAGCGACCCCAUCGCGGAAUGGAGUGGAGUGUCUGCUGCAGGAGGUUUGCACUUCCAAGCGCAGCUGGAUCAGGACGAGGAGGGUGGCUGGGGCGCUGUGAAGCCGCCCUCCUACGCGCGUUGGUCCUGCCGCGACACUCCCUGGCGCAAGCGGCACCGAGCUGAGAAGCUCCGGCCCGAGCUGAAGCCGCGGCGCAUCACGGAGACCCCAUCCACCCGCUGCCCGUCGAGGGCCCUUGCGAGCCCUUCGCCGGAGCUGUCCAAGGCGGCAUGGGAUUCCACAGCCCUGCAUUCGGAGUGCCUCUUAGCUCGGGCCCUCAAGCUGAUUUGGUGCUGGUCCGUGCCCAUCCAAGCCAUGAGCCUCUGGCGCCUGGCGCUGGCCGGGCUGGCGCUGGCGGUGAACGUCGCAUGGCUCGGGGAGCUCCCGAAAGCGCCCGUCGAGAAGCCGCCGCUUGGCCCCGAGUGGUUAAUGCUGUCGCGCGGUGCACCCGACGAUGCACUGCUUCGAGCGCUGGAGGCAGGCGACGAGGAGCGGGCGUUGGAAGUGCUGGACAGCGGCGACGUGUCCAGGCUCCUCCGCCUGCGCUCACGGCGUCGCGACUGCACCCCGCUGAUGUUGGCGUCGGGGGCCACGGGCCGCGUCUUCCGGCGAGUGGCCGCGCGACUCGCCGGCCUGGGCGAGGCGAAGGCCGCCCACGUGGGCGCGGCGGCUCGGAGCCGCGGCGGAGCGACGGCGGCGGAGUACGCGGCGGCGAGGGGCGCGAAUGAGCUGGCGAAGCGGCUCGAGAGCCUGGCGAGAGAGGAGGUGCGGGAGACCGCACGGCAGAGGUGUCGAUGUUGCGGGGCUCUGGUGAUGCGCAGGCCCAGGAUCGCCUCCCUGGCGGACCGGUACCGCCUUGGGCACCACACGAACCCGCUGGUCCGGCGCUUCUUCCAGAACCACACCGCGUGGCAGAUCCUGAUGCGUCCUGAGUUCCAUGUCUUUCACAAGGCGCGCGGCUUUCACAAAGAGCUCUCGGAGUCUUUGUGUGUCCUCGAUGAGAUCGAGCGAUGGAAGCCUGAGGUGUUGGCGGAGGGUCAGGAUUGGCAUGUGCUGGAUUUGUGCUGCGGCAAGUCGCUCACCUCGUUGCUGCUGGCCGCGCGUGCCCCGAAGCUCCAGAUCUCGGCGGUGGAUUGGGUCAAGCCUGACCAGCUGCCACAUUAUGCCGAGGUGGGCAUCUCCAGUGUGGAGUAUGUGCAACAAGACAUCCUGGCCAAGGACGGGCUUUCAGCUUUGGAGGCCCAGAUCCGGCGCAUCGGCCGGCCCACUCUGGUGACUGGUGUGCAUUUGUGCGGGAAUCUGAGCGCUCAGGCUGUUGAGCUCUUCAAGCAGCCCAGCGUCCGCGCUUGCAUUUUGGUGCCCUGCUGCCUGCCCCAUCUUCGGGAUGCCCCGCAGUGCCUGAAGCACCUGUAUCGGCAGUCGGUGGCAGAUGAAACCCAGUACCUGCAGUGGUCGAGAUACUUGGAGGGCUGCUUAUCAGCCUCUGGUGCUGUUCGCAGAAGCAGCGCAGUGCAUAUGAGAUCCAGCAAGCGAACAGUUCUGCUUGCCGUGAAGGAGUGA